GAAGGUCCGAAGUUCUGAACUUCCGAUUGGAGAGAAGAACGACGAAUGAAAUUGCAGAUUGGUGAAAGAGAAGUACCGAAACUAAAAUAAAAUUUUACAAAUUCGGACCUACAGAGAACGAACUCUCACGUUCACCACCGUGCAGAUUUUGCUUUCUCUCUCUCUCUAAAUUCUUUUUUGCCUUUCCAAUGAUUGUAAAUCUCCUAGUUGUCUCUCGGAGCUCCCUUCAGUCACUAACAUAUAUCUAGCAAAAAGCUUCCGAUUGGUUCUUUCUGCUUCCCUUUUGAUUCAGCUGCUUAUUUGGGUCUGUUUUCAUUUUUUUGAAUGGUGGGAAUGACCCAAUUGGCGGGAGCCAACGGUUCAGUCUGAGGUUCUGGGAGUUGGGUUUUGGUUAUUCAUGGCUGCAAGUGCGAACCCAUCUGGGAAUCAGGAGGGGAGCCAUGUCGCAGCUGCUGGUUCAGCAGGGGGAAACCCUAGUAACAGCAUUUCUGGCGCGGUGUCGGAUAAUUCAGUUCCAGCGCAUGCGACGCAUGAAUUGAAGCACAACCCAGGUCUCUCGGUGGAAUGGACGGCGGAAGAGCAGUCCAUCUUGGACGAAGGACUUGCCAAAUAUGUCUCUGAAUCCAAUAUAGUCAGGUAUGCAAAGAUUUCUAUGCAAUUACAAGAUAAAACAGUGCGUGAUGUGGCAUUGCGCUGUAGAUGGUUGACGAAAAAGGAAAGUGGUAAAAGAAGGAAAGAGGAUCAUAGCUUAACAAGGAAAAACAAGGAUAAAAAGGAGAAAGUCAUGGACCCUUCAAAAUCAUCAUCUCAUUUAGCAGCACGACAAAAUGUUACGCCAUAUGCCGUACCAAUGAUCCCUGUGGACAAUGAUGAUGGUAUCUCUUAUAAAGACAUUGGUGGCAUAACGGGUGAGCUACUUGAGCAAAAUGCACAGGUCUUCAACCAAAUUUCUGCAAAUCUUGCAAAUUAUCAGUUACAAGAUAACAUCAAACUCUUCUGCCAAGUUCGGGAUAAUAUCUUGACCAUCUUGGACGACUUGAAUGACAUGCCAGGCGUAAUGAAGCAGAUGCCGUCACUUCCAGUGAAGAUCAAUGAAGAGCUUGCCAAUACCAUCCUUCCCCGAACAACACACCCAAUGCAACAAACAUAAUCCCAAAUGCCCAGACCGAUUGGAGCUGCCAGUCCAAGCUGUUUCAUCUCUUAGAUGUACACUAAUAAUCUGGAUGGAAUUCACCAGUUCAAAUACAGAAAAGAGUAGCUAUUUGGGUCGUGUUGACGCAUGUAUCUUUUCUGGUUUAGAAAAACGAUUUCAGCUGUGAUAUCUAAAGUGAAAUGCCUCUUUUGUGUAGUUCUCUUUUACGCCUCAGUUUGUUAUAUUUAUUAAUUCUUGUAGUGGAUUGAUGCUUUGUUAUCCUAUUAAUUUAUAGUUUCUUUAGUUAUUGUCUCAUGAAUUCAGAAUUC
Molecule: messenger RNA, 1461 nt
Organism: Nelumbo nucifera (sacred lotus)
Lineage: Eukaryota; Viridiplantae; Streptophyta; Magnoliopsida; Proteales; Nelumbonaceae
Source: RefSeq, a predicted model, not a curated record